This is a messenger RNA of Ruditapes philippinarum (Manila clam), 1144 nucleotides long. Its product is annotated as probable ATP-dependent RNA helicase DDX46. The transcript has 9 exons. The annotation marks the transcript as partial. Lineage: Eukaryota; Metazoa; Mollusca; Bivalvia; Venerida; Veneridae. The record is from RefSeq and is a predicted model, not a curated record.
UCGAAUUACCUUGAGUUCGAAAAGUUGUGACGUUUGUAACGUCCUAAAAUCGUCUCGACCCGAUUCGUACUCGACACAUUAUCACUUUUAUAGUAUUGUUAAAAAUAAAUAUGGCCAAAGAAGGAAGAUCCUAUAGAAGACGAUCUAGAUCUAAAUCAAGAGACAGGAAGCGAAAAAGAUCCAGGUCAAAGGAAAGGAGAAGGUCAAGGUCAAAAGAAAGAAGAUCAAAGUCACGAGAGAGAAAACGUUCAAGAUCUCGUGAAAGGAAAAGGUCAAGAUCUAGAGAAAGGAAAAGGUCAAGGUCCAGAGACCGUAAAAGAUCUAGGUCAAGAGACAGAAGAAGAAAGGAUGAGAAGAGAAGGUCAAGGUCAAGAGACAGAAGGAAAAGGAGUUCUAAAGAUAGAUCAAAGAGUAAAUCACCAUCAAGGUAUGGUGAAGGAGCUAUAAGAGUCAAAGAUGAACCUCUUGAUAAGGAAGAGGAACAGAAAAGACUUGAAAUGGAAAUGCAAAAGCGACGGGAAAGAAUAGAAAAAUGGCGAGCAGAGAAAAACAAGACAAAGGAGCUUUUGCCAAUCAAUAUAGCUCCACCGUCCAAGAAAUGGAGUCUUGAAGAUGAGGAUGAUGAUGAUGAGGAAAAUGAGGACGAUGAGACAAAAACUGACGAUGAUAAUGAAGUUGAUCCACUGGAUGCUUAUAUGCAGAGUGUGAAUGAGGAAAUAAAGAAGCCGGAACAUACACCGAUGGAUACAAAUAAUAGUUCCAGUGGUAAAGUUACUAUAAUCACAGCUGUAGCCAAGAAGAGACCUGAUCCUACAGUACAGAAAGGAGAACUUAUGCUCAACAACACAGAUCUAAUGGAGUAUUCAUCAGAGGAAGAAGAAGAGGAUCUCGACUCCACGAUGCUGAACAUGAUCAAGAAAAAGAAGGAUCUGGCCACAACUGACCACAGUAAAGUGUAUUAUGCUCCAUUUAGAAAAAACUUCUAUGUGGAAGUUCCUGAACUAGCAAGGAUGACACCAGAAGAGACUGAAGAAUUAAGAACGGAGAUGGAACAAAUAAAAGUGCAUGGGAAAGGCUGUCCUAAACCAGUCAGAGAAUGGGCACAAGUUGGAGUCAGCAAAAAAGUUUUAGAUUGUCUCAAAAA